AUCACAUAUUAUAAUAAAUGAAAAGAGAAGAAAUAAAUAUUCUUCUUGGCAAAUAAAUAGAUAAAAGUGUUAGAAUAAAACGCAAAGAGAUAACAAAUCAUUAUGGAAUAAUAAACAAAAAGAUGGAUUUUUUCCAAGUUAUAAGAGAUAGGAAUAUUACAACUAGUAAGACAGAAACAACGGAAUAUUUCAUGAUAACGCAAGAAACACAAUAUAACUUGUAUGAAUAUGAUCAAAAAACUACAAGUGAAGAAGAAAUCAAAAUUACUCUGGAUCAGUUUUUAAUGAAUGAUAUGGAAAGAAAACCUAGAGUUGCAGAUAAAAAAAAUUCUUAUAAAGAUUCAUACGAUGAAUACAACAGCACUAAUCUUAAAAUAGAAUACGAACAGCAGCUGGAAUUUGAUAUAAAGGAAGGAAAAGUAUUGAAUUAUAGUCAGAAAGAAUCGAAGGAUAUAUCAAAAGGAGCAUUGAAAACAUUAAUAGAUUUAAAACGAUCGAAGAAUUGUACGAAGGAAGAGCUGAGCCAAAUCGGAAUUAAAGCAAUAGAAUGUCUUUUAUACGAUUAUCAGCGCACGAAAGACAUAAUGACCGCGAAGAUGAUUUUUUCGAGGACAUGGUUGGUUCUCCGAAUUUGGUUGUUAAUUUAUAUUUUUUUGGCAAUUCCUUGUUGGUGUCAAAGAGGAUGGUGUUGCUGCUGUUUCCGUUGUAAAUUUUGUUUUCCACGAAAAAGAAUCAUGUUCAUCAAACGAUAUUACGCAAUGAAUCCGCCUGGCAUUUUCGUGAAGGAUUUAAAAAAGGAGAAAGAAUCUAUUAAAUAUGAAGCUACUGAAUAUGAAUACAACACAUACAAGACUUUCGAAGCUGCAAUAAGAAAUAUAUGA
This is a messenger RNA of Atta colombica, 881 nucleotides long. RefSeq lists its product as uncharacterized. The record is from RefSeq and is a predicted model, not a curated record. Lineage: Eukaryota; Metazoa; Arthropoda; Insecta; Hymenoptera; Formicidae. The coding region runs from base 123 to 881 and encodes 252 amino acids. The transcript has 2 exons.